Molecule: messenger RNA, 569 nt
Organism: Myotis lucifugus (little brown bat)
Lineage: Eukaryota; Metazoa; Chordata; Mammalia; Chiroptera; Vespertilionidae
Product: C-C motif chemokine 23-like
Exons: 3
Coding region: 40-381 (113 amino acids)
Biological process (GO): inflammatory response; cellular response to tumor necrosis factor; G protein-coupled receptor signaling pathway
Cellular component (GO): extracellular region
Molecular function (GO): chemokine activity; CCR chemokine receptor binding
Source: RefSeq, a predicted model, not a curated record
CCAGGAUCCUCAGGCCAGCGCUGUCUGCACACUGGGGAGAUGAAGGUCUCUGCAGCUGCUCUCUCCUUCCUCAUCCUUGCUGCUACCCUUGGAUCCCCUGCCCAUGGAUCCCUGGCUCAGGAAUCCUGGGAUGAUGGCAUUCACCGUCCUGCUGACUGCUGCCCGUCCUAUACACCACGAAAAAUCCGAUGCAGAUUCAUGGAAAGUUACUUUUUAACGACCAGUGGGUGCUCCAAGCCUGCUGUCAUCUUCACCACCAAAAGGGGGCAGCGUGUCUGUGCCAACCCUGAUAAUGCGGAAGUUCAGGAUUGUGUAACGAACCUGAACAGGACUCAACUCGAGGUACUGAGCAAAUUGUUGACUGAAAAGCAGGGAUACUAGGUCCCAGCCACCCAUCUCCAUUCUCUCUUACUUCACCUCCUGGAAGCUUCUUGGCCGGAAUUAUUUUGUCAAAAGCAGCAAUUACUGUUCCGUUCUAGUUAUAAAAACUGUGCAUUAACAAAACGCAUCCAAUUUAACUUCACUUGAUCUUUGAGAGGAAAAAGAAAUGCAGGAAUUGCUGAACUUUG